Molecule: messenger RNA, 989 nt
Organism: Drosophila eugracilis
Lineage: Eukaryota; Metazoa; Arthropoda; Insecta; Diptera; Drosophilidae
Product: antigen 5 like allergen Cul n 1
Exons: 2
Coding region: 1-891 (296 amino acids)
Source: RefSeq, a predicted model, not a curated record
AUGUUCCUUAUAAGAGUGUGUUUGGGCUGCGUGGUCCUAUCCCUGUCCGUAUUCCUCGCCAAUACCUGGGACUAUUGCCAGGAGCACUGGUGUCCGCGGGCCAAUAACCACGUGGCCUGCAACAACAAUGGGACUUUAGGUCCCGAGUGCGGCACGGAAGCCAAGCUUAUACCACUGAACGGCCCUCUGCGCACAUUCAUUGUCAACCAGGUGAACUUCUAUCGUAACCAGGUGGCGUCCGGCGGAUUUUUAGACUUCGGUGCCGCCCACCGAAUGGCCACCGUCCGCUGGGAUCCCGAGUUGGCCCGGUUAGCCGAGCUGGCGGCUAAGAGGUGCAGCCUGUCCGGCGAUGAAUGUCGCAACACCAAGCGAUUUAAGCACGUGGGCCAACUGACGGGUCACGUGACCUUCAGCUUGGGAAAGCACAGCGAUCUGGAGCUGUUGAAGCACAAGAUCUCCAACUGGUUUGGCCAGUAUAAAAGAGCCACCAAGGAGCUGGGCCCUGCCGAUCCAGCCAGCGACAUCACUAGUUUCCGGCAGCUGAUUCAGGAAAGAGCCACCCACAUGGGAUGCGGGGUCCUCCGACAACGACGCCACAGACGGUGGCACCAGCAGUUCAUCGUCUGCAACUUCGCCCGCGAGAAUGUAGCCCUCGAACCGGCCUACGAGGUGGGUCCUCUGUCAGCCUCAGGUUGCACGGCGGGGCGCAAUCCCCUCUACCCCAAUCUCUGCGCUCUGGAGGAACACUACGAUGUGAACGCUGUCGACCGCUUCCAAACCAAACCUCCGCUUAGGAUCAGGAUCAAGUACAGCGGAUCAAAGUUGUCCGAAGGCUCGGAAGCAGCCUUUGGCUUGGCCUACCAUCCUAACAUAGAAUUGGGACUUCUUUAAGGAAGGCUUAGAGGUUUUUCUUUAAAUCUUUUUCAUUUUUUCUUAUAUAACAACAAUGUAACAUUUUGUUGAAUUUAAACUUACUAACACUUUACCAU